AUAUAACUGGGGUGAGGGAAAGAAAAGAAAAAGAAAAAAGAAAAACACCCUUUGGGGAGAAAAAAGAGGAAAACACUGCAGAGGGACCUGCCGUCACGCUGGUCUAACUCCCGUCUCCUCACCCUCUGUUUGGGAUUUUUCCCUGUCUUCUCUCUUCACUCUUCUUCCCUCCCCUCCUGCCUCAUUGCUGGGUUCAUACUACAUAUAAAGCUGACAGCUAGCAGACCUUGGCCCAUGAACACUUUCUAUGCAUUACAUCAUUUGUACAACCUCACCAUAACUGUUUUGCUUUUACCUAUAAUUAAUUGUUUUCUUAUUUUGGCAUAUGGUCUUCAUGAUUUUUUUUUCUUUUGAGGUUGGAUCGCACAAUUCUCUUUUUUCAUGGCACAAUAAUAUUUCACCCAGGGCAGUAUCCAUCUGUUCCCCAGCUUACUAGGUUUUUGAAUUGUUUUCUAACUUUUGCUCUUAUAAAGAAUACUUGAACCCUAGAUUUUUCUCCUGAAGAAUUUUUCCAAGGUUCGUGUUUUUAGGAUAAAUUUCCAGAAGCCCUGUUACGGGGUUGAGUGGUCUCCGCAUGCUACCCAGUCGCUGAUUGUGAACUGCCUGGAUCGCUUUCACAGCCCCAAAGCCGCCUGCAACUCCGAGAGAGACUGGAGAUGCGACCGUGCACAAGAGUUCAUCAUCUCAGCAGCUCCUUCCCGCGGCUCCUUUCCGCGGGGCUCCUCUUCCCACUCCCCGGAUCUCUCUCUGUGCCCCCACAGUGCACAGAGCUCCGGCCCUGCCAUCCCCGCCGCUGUGCCCCGGUGCCCUCCCCAUGCUGGGCUCCCAGUCCUGGGCACUUCUCUCUGCGCGGGGCUGGAAGGAAGGGACACGGGGAGCCUAAGAACCAGGCGCCAGGAAGCCUAGUCGGAGGAAGGGAUUCAAGGAAAAGAACCAGAGAAACAAGUGCUGAGCGUGGGAGGGCCCCGGGGUAGUGGAGAAAAGUGCUUCAGAAGAGUGCUUGGGGGACCCUGAAAUUGUUCAUCUGUACUCUGUUUUGUUGUUUGGUUGGUACCGGGGAUCGAACUCAGGACCUUGUGCUGGGAACUUGAAAUUGAAGGCGGGGGCUUUGGGCUGAAGACAGGAAAGGCUUAGACUUGGACAGAGGGGGUCCUGCUAUGUCUUAAGUGUUGAAUCCAUCUCUUGAUUCUAAGUCACUGUCUCAAGACAAAGACUAAACAGUUUGUUUUUAUUUUCUCUUUUUCAAAUGAAUGAUCGAAAAGCAACUUCCAACGAAUGCUUUUCUACUGUAGAAGAAAGCGAGUCCUGCAUCGCCCAACCCAAACCAUGCACAGCGGGCAGAGAGUCUGCUUUCUGCGGCCAUGCACAGAGAGGGAGCCUCCCCGCAUCAGAGAAGCCCAAGGCCUCAGUGAUGCCCACGGCUAAUGGGCUCGGAGCCGGCCGUCCACAGCCGCUGGUGCAGGAUGUCGAGCCCACAAAGGCUGCUGGAGACGAGUUAGGACCCACGGAAAAGACCCAGCCUCCAGGGGAGCCAGAGGAAGCUGAGCCACCUCAGCCAGGAGGCAGAGAGGACACCCCAGGAACAGAAGAAAUGAAAGAUGUGGAAACAGCGCUGGAGGUUCAGUCUUUAAAAGGGAAUGCUGAGACGGAACUUUCAGGGACAGCAGCCCCCGGACAGCUGCUGGGGACAGCAGGCGUGGGGGACUCCCUGGGAGCAGGGGAAGGGACUGAGCGCCCCCAAACACAAAGCCCUCUGAGGACAGCGGAGAACGGCCUACCUCUGGAAACAGCUGGAGAACUACAGUCUCAGGGGACAGUGGGAGAAGAGAAACAAUCCCAGUUUCUAGAAACAACUCCCAAGGAGAACAGAUCUCCAGAAAUAUCAGAAGGGAGUCAGUUGGUGGGGACCGUUGAAGAGCAGCAACUUCAAGAAGUGAUAGGGAAAGAUGAGGAGGCGCAGCCCCAGCCCCUAGAAACAAUUCCCAAAGAGAAUGAACCGCCAGAAAUACCGGAAGGAAGUCAGUUCGCAGAAACUGUUGAAGAGCGGAAGCUUCAAGAAACAGUAGAAAAAGAUGCCCAGCUUUGGCCUCAAGAGGCAAUUCCCAAAGAGGGUGGAACGCCGGAACUACAGGACAAGCGUCAGCCUGUGCUAACUUCAGUAAUGAAUGAUCCGAUCCACCCAACUCCUCAAGGGCCCGGGAUCCCGGAGCAGGUUCCACCUAAAGGAGUAGGUGCAGGCAGGGAGCAUCCAGUGGGAGAGGCAGAGACAGCAGCCUAUGCGGAGGGGGACAGGAAAAGUCGCCCUAGUGAAGAGGAGCAGUGCACUGAAGGUGAGACAGGAGAAAAGGUGGAAAGAGAGAUGGAGAAUGAGAAUGUAAAUGAAGAGGCUGAAACAAAAGAAGAAGAAACAGGAGAAGCUGUGGAUCUUUCAGCAGCCACACAGAUAGGGAUGGUGACAGAUGGGUGAACAGACACAGCAUGGUACGAGAGAGAAGAGAAAGAAAAAAUCCACUUGUAGAUCUUAUCUGUCUACAGUGACAUGUUUUAUACAGGGACUGUUGGAGCCAUGUUUUUGAAUGUAUUUUUCUAUAACACUGCUAAGCUGGAAAGUUUUCCUAGCUACUUAAGAUAAUUAUACAUUUAAAGUUACAAUAGCCAGAGCCAGUGAAAACUAGGAUAUGUGAUCAUUUAUGAAGGUGAAGGAGACUUCAGUCAUUGUAAACAAUGGGUCCUUUUGGGAUAAAAAGUGAAGCGCUGAAAAGAAGCAUAAACCUAUAGGCACAGGUGGCUGGAGAAAGGAGUUCGCACAUUUUAAUGAGGUCAUCAUAAUAGUUACGCAGUAUAAUUGCAAUGGAACAAGAAUAACAUCAAAAACCAUGGGAUGAAUUACACUUCGUAUUUCUGUCCUAUCAUAGGAAUUAGAGCAGGUAGGAACCUUAGAAAGUAUAUCAUUUAGUUUUCUUCUUAAGUCUACCUGCUGCCCCAGACCCUGUGCAUCAGGGCAUAUUAAAUAUGUUGACAAAACUCCUUCCAAAGGAAUGCAAACUCUGGUGCUGUUGCAAGGCUAAGCAUUUCUCGCAAUGAAAGGCUCAUUUCCCAGGUGCCAUUUUGAACCGGCUGUUCAUGUGCUCUUGUGAGAGGUUCAGCUGGUGCUAUGCUCUUUGCUAACAUGAAAAGCAUUUGGAACUAAUUGACUUUGACAUAUUUCAGAGGCAACAAAUAGCAAGAAGUAAAUCCGAGAUUUUUUUUGCCUAUGUGGAGCCUUCCUGGGCCCUAUUCUCUUUUUGGUACCCAGGGAAUGAACUCAGGACAUUGUGCUUGCAAGGCAGGUUUGGUGCAGCUGAGCUAAAUCUCUGGCUCCUUAACUAGACUUUUAAAAUUUAGAUUCUACACUAAAAUGACUUAUAAUUAAUCAAAGGAUUAUAGGAUAUAGAAAGAGUAUAUCAUCUUUGUUCUGCUUUAACAUUACUUUAUGCCUUUGUUGGCUUUAAAGUGUCGGGUAGACAACACAGGAGGUCCUAGAGCUGGGCUUGGUGGUGCAUGCCUGUAAUCCCAGCACUCAAGAGGCUGAAGCAGGAGUUCAAGGCCAG
This is a messenger RNA of Fukomys damarensis (Damara mole-rat), 3590 nucleotides long. It is a transcript of the gene Erich5, whose product is annotated as glutamate rich 5. The record is from RefSeq and is a predicted model, not a curated record. The transcript is spliced from 2 exons. The coding region runs from base 1247 to 2467 and encodes 406 amino acids. Lineage: Eukaryota; Metazoa; Chordata; Mammalia; Rodentia; Bathyergidae.